UCCAUCGUUCACGGGCCUGACACUGGCCACAUAAGGCCAUGGAUGACUUCGCGUCCCUGGAACUCCUCUCCUUAGUGUCCAAGGUCACUUCGGAACUACAAAACCAUUUGGGAAUCAAUGACAAAACCCUCGCCGAGUUCGUCAUCGAUCAACAUGAAAAAUGCGGUGGAAAACUGCCCGAGUUCAAGGCCGCUCUGGCUGCGAUGGGAGCAGACUUUCCCAACAGUCUGGUGGAGAGCGUGGAUCGGUUGAUCUUGACGAUGCAUCCGAAAUACAAAGUGCAGAAAAAGUCCGAGCAGAACGAAAAGUCGGACCUGGAAGAGUUGGACGCUAUCGGUCGCAAGGCAAGAGUCUUCAGGGGCUUGGCUGUGCCGGACCGUGAACAAGCAUGGGAUGACUAUGAGGACGAUAUGGUAGGACAGAAGACAAUUGACGAGAGCCGACCCCCUGAUCCUGGUACACCUGCCGACGAUGAUACCUUUGCCCUGCUUGAAGGUCUAGCCGGGCAAACGAAAAAUGGCACAAAUGGAACAACAGAAAGAAGCAGGAAAAGAUCCCGCAGUCCGGAUCGCGAUGACUACUCAAGAGACAGGAAGCCAAGACAGAAGUACUGGUCGCGAAGUCCGAGCCCGCGUGAGGAGAAGAGAUCACGCCGCCAUCACCGAGAUAGAGACGAAGACUAUGACGAUUAUAGAGACCAACAUGAAGACCGCCGAAACGGUCAUCGCAAGAGUAGGCGGCGAGAUUAUGAUGCUGAGGACGAUUUUAGAAAGCCUCCUCGACAAGAAGUUGAUGAAUACCCCAUUCUAUACAAGAUCUACGAUGCAACAAUCAACGGAGUCAAGGAUUUCGGUGCUUUUGCAGACCUUCAAGGUGUGAAAGGCCGCGUGAGUGGUUUGAUCCAUGUUUCGGCCAUACAAGAAGGUGCAAGAGUCAAUCAUCCUUCGGACCUGCUGUCUCGAGGGCAACAUGUCAAAGUAAAAGUCAUCAAGAUGGAGAACAACAAAAUCAGUCUCUCGAUGAAGGAAGUAGAUCAGGAUACAGGUCAAGACAUGGUUCCGUCCCGACGAAUUGCCUCUGGCGCGAACAUGGAACGACUGGACGGCAUGCCUUCCAAUGAUCGCUACGGUGGUCUGGGCAGUUCAGUGCCUGUGAUUGAAGAUGAUUACAACGCCAGGUCCAAGAAAAACAAAAAGCGGCUCACUUCACCAGAACGAUGGGAGAUCAAACAACUCAUUGCGUCUGGCGCAAUUUCGGCGCAAGAUUAUCCCGACAUUGACGAGGAUUAUACCGCUACACUGAACGGUCAAGGCCAAUUUGAUGAAGAGGAAGAAGAAGAGAUCGAUAUUGAGGUCAAAGAGGAAGAGCCGCCGUUCCUGGCUGGUCAGACCAAGCAAUCACUGGAGUUGUCACCUAUUCGUGUUGUCAAGGCGCCCGAGGGUUCAAUGAAUCGAGCGGCUCAGGCAGGGACAACUUUGGCCAAGGAACGUAGAGACCUGAAGCAGCAGGAGGCAGCUGAUAAGGCAGCAGAGGAAGCAUCCAAAGUCGAUCUGAAUGCUCAAUGGCAGGACCCUAUGAUCAACCCCGAACAACGAAAAUUUGCUUCCGAGCUCAGACAAGCCCAGCAACAAUCCUCUAAAUCUACCGAUGCUGUACCGGAGUGGAGACGCAUAACUCAGGGCAAGAAUCAAACUCUUGGUCGCAGAACAGACAUGACCAUCAAACAACAGAGAGAAUCUCUCCCUGUGUUUAAAUUCAGAAAGCAACUUCUCGAAGCCGUUGCGCAGAACCAGUUGCUCAUUGUUGUCGGAGACACUGGUUCAGGGAAAACAACCCAGGUCACCCAAUAUCUUGCCGAAGCUGGUUAUGCCAACAGCGCUAUGAUCGGUUGUACGCAGCCGCGCCGUGUCGCCGCCAUGUCUGUGGCGAAACGUGUGUCGGAAGAAGUUGGGUGCGAACUUGGCAAAGAAGUUGGAUACACCAUCCGUUUUGAAGAUCGCACUUCACCACAAACCAAAAUCAAAUACAUGACGGAUGGUAUGCUGCAAAGAGAGAUUCUGCUCGACCCGGAUCUCAAGCGGUACAGUGUCAUCAUGCUGGACGAGGCUCACGAAAGAACCAUUGCAACUGAUGUUCUGUUCGGGCUGCUCAAGAAGACGCUCAAGAGACGACCUGACAUGAAAGUCAUUGUCACAUCUGCAACACUUGAUGCAGAGAAGUUUUCCGAGUUUUUCAACAAGUGUCCUAUCUUCACCAUUCCGGGCAGAACGUUCCCGGUCGAGAUCAUGUACUCAAGAGAGCCGGAAGAGGAUUACUUGGAUGCUGCUCUGACCACCGUCAUGCAGAUACAUCUUACUGAGCCCCCUGGUGAUAUACUGCUGUUCUUGACUGGCCAAGAAGAGAUUGAUACCAGUUGUGAGGUGUUGUACGAGAGGAUGAAAGCGCUAGGACCCAGCGUGCCUGAGCUGAUCAUCCUGCCUGUGUACUCUGCUCUUCCUAGUGAGAUGCAAAGCAGAAUUUUUGACCCAGCGCCGCCAGGAAGCAGAAAGGUCGUCAUUGCCACCAAUAUCGCCGAGACGUCGAUCACGAUCGAUCACAUCUAUUAUGUUAUUGAUCCCGGUUUUGUCAAGCAGAACGCCUACGAUCCUAAACUCGGUAUGGACUCUCUGGUCGUCACUCCCAUCUCCCAAGCGCAAGCGAAACAGCGGGCGGGACGGGCAGGUCGAACAGGUCCUGGAAAAUGCUUCCGUCUGUAUACCGAAGCCGCAUAUCAAUCCGAAAUGUUGCCGACUAGCAUCCCCGAGAUUCAGCGCCAAAAUCUGUCUAAUACGAUUCUCAUGCUCAAAGCCAUGGGCAUCAACGACCUGCUGCAUUUCGAUUUUAUGGAUCCUCCUCCAACCAAUACCAUGUUAACAGCCCUUGAGGAGCUCUACGCUCUUUCAGCCCUUGAUGACGAAGGUCUUCUGACUCGACUAGGUCGCAAAAUGGCAGACUUUCCGAUGGAGCCAUCUCUGUCCAAGGCAUUGAUAGCUUCGGUUGACAUGGGUUGUUCUGAGGAAAUGCUGACCAUCGUCGCCAUGCUGUCUGUACAGACCGUCUUCUAUCGACCCAAGGAAAAACAACAACAAGCCGACCAGAAGAAAGCCAAAUUCCAUGAUCCUCACGGUGACCACCUUACUCUGCUUAAUGUGUACAAUGCCUGGAAACAGUCUCGCUAUAGCGACCCGUGGUGCUUCGAAAAUUUUAUCCAGAAACGGCAAAUCGCCCGUGGCCGCGAUGUUCGUCAACAACUCGUGUCGAUCAUGGAACGGUAUAAGCAUCAGAUUGUAUCUUGUGGACGAAACACUGUCAAGGUUCGACAAGCUUUGUGCGCUGGGUUCUUCAGGAACUCAGCACGUAAAGAUCCACAAGAAGGCUACAAGACCCUAAUCGAGGGGACCCCGGUGUACAUGCACCCGAGCAGUGCGCUCUUCGGGAAGCCUGCGGAGCAUGUGAUAUUCCACACGCUCGUGCUCACGACGAAAGAGUACAUGCAUUGUGCGACAGUGAUAGAGCCGAAGUGGCUGGUCGAGGCGGCGCCGACGUUUUUCAAGGUUGCCCCGACAGACCGGCUAAGCAAGCGCAAGAAGGCGGAACGAAUUCAGCCUCUGCACAAUAAGUUUGCUGGUGAGGAUGAUUGGAGAUUGAGUGCGCAGAAACGGCAGGGUAGAAGUGGUGGAGGAGGGACUUGGGGGUGAGCGCAAGACUUGUGGUCAUUGUGGUGGCGGGCGUGGACGUCCGGACAGGUUUGAGAUACCAGCAUCAGCAAAGCCAUAUUGGGGGCAGCAUCAUAUACCUUUGAUUAUAAAUGCUUCAAGGAGAAGAUUGUCGAUGACAGGCCAAACGUAUGCUCGGUAUAGCACGGUCAAGCGCGGUUUCGCUUGAGGGCUCGUCAA
Messenger RNA from Exophiala xenobiotica, 3935 nucleotides. RefSeq lists its product as uncharacterized. Gene Ontology annotation, molecular function: ATP binding; RNA binding. The transcript has a single exon. Gene Ontology annotation, cellular component: catalytic step 2 spliceosome; intracellular anatomical structure. NCBI's taxonomy places the organism in Eukaryota, Fungi, Ascomycota, Eurotiomycetes, Chaetothyriales, Herpotrichiellaceae. Bases 39 to 3737 code for a protein of 1232 amino acids. Gene Ontology annotation, biological process: spliceosomal complex disassembly. The record is from RefSeq and is a predicted model, not a curated record.